Meleagris gallopavo (turkey) is the source of this 1561-nucleotide messenger RNA. It is a transcript of the gene CABP1, whose product is annotated as calcium binding protein 1. Gene Ontology annotation, cellular component: cytoplasm. NCBI's taxonomy places the organism in Eukaryota, Metazoa, Chordata, Aves, Galliformes, Phasianidae. Gene Ontology annotation, molecular function: calcium channel regulator activity; calcium ion binding. The record is from RefSeq and is a predicted model, not a curated record.
CCCUCUCUCUCCCUCUUUCUGUCUGUUUCUCUCCCCUCCCUCUCCUUCCUGCUUCAUCUCUUCAAGAAAGUGAACAUAAAGUAAAAGCACGGAGAGAGAGAGGCAGAGAGAGAAAAAGCUCCCUGAAGAGGGAAGCCCCAGCAGCCAGUAGCUGUUUGGAUUUGCCUUGCGCUGCCUUUCUUGCUUUGCUCCCAAGGAAUACCUUUAAUGGGAUCAUUUGCUUCAGUUCCUUUAUAACCAAGUCCACCGGAAAGGCAGACUCAACAUAUUAUGGGCAACUGUGUGAAGUCUCCACUGAGAAACCUCUCGAAAAAGAUCCGCCAUGAGGAGAAGACGUGCUAUAAGGCUGUCCAGACGAGCGAAGAGGGGCCAUCGGAGUACCAGGGUCCGCUCAUGGUGCUGGCCCAGAACUGCGCCGUCAUGCACAACCUGCUGGGGCCAGCAUGCAUCUUCCUGAGGAAGGGCUUCGCAGAAAACAGGCAGCCUGAUAGAGAACUGCGUCCAGAAGAAAUUGAAGAAUUAAGAGAAGCCUUUAAGGAGUUUGAUAAAGACAAGGAUGGGUUUAUUAACUGCAGGGACCUGGGGAACUGCAUGCGAACAAUGGGCUACAUGCCUACUGAAAUGGAGCUCAUAGAACUCUCCCAGCAGAUCAACAUGAACUUGGGCGGCCAUGUGGAUUUUGAAGAUUUCGUUGAGCUGAUGGGACCAAAGCUGCUGGCAGAAACUGCAGACAUGAUUGGUGUAAAAGAGCUCCGUGAUGCCUUCAGAGAGUUUGACACUAAUGGUGAUGGGGAGAUCAGCACCAGUGAGCUGCGAGAAGCCAUGAAGAAGCUUCUAGGGCAGCAGGUGGGUCAUCGGGAUAUUGAAGAGAUCAUCCGGGACGUGGAUCUGAAUGGAGACGGGCGUGUUGACUUUGAAGAGUUUGUUCGCAUGAUGUCCCGUUGAAGAUUAUUCUCAGCUAAAGAAAAAUCAGCACCUUAGAGAGGGCAGAAGAGGACCUAGAUGGAGCAUCUAGCCCCGAUGUUCCCACAAGAAGGUUUAUCGGCUGGCUGCAAAUGGGACAUUGCAAGAUGACCUGCUGCUCCUCCCUCACGGUGGUCCCCAUGCCCCUCCACCCUUUCACACUGUGAAAGACUUACAACUUCCUACAACUGGAACCAUUCCUUUGAGAUGAUUGCAGGAAACUGCAGAGCCAGGACUUGCCAUGAUGCUUUCAUGGGUUAUUUGCAACUUUAGACUUCUCCUCCCCAGCUUUAUUCUCCCACCAGCUGCUGCAAAGCAAGAGCAGGAGACAUCCUCUUGGCUUGGUGGAUGAGAGCAAAGCCAUUGGAACUGGUGGCAGCCUCAGGGCGUGCUCUGCACUUCUUGGUUUCCCUUGGUGAACCCUGUCUGUGUUUGCUGUCUAUGUGUGUGUGUCUAUCUGUGUGAGUUAUUUAUGCUUCCUCAGCACAAAUUUGCAUCUCCCGUGGUUAUGUUUACCAAAAGUAAAUUCAAAUACAUGUCUUGUGGGGGGAAAGCGAUAAAUAUGCACGCUGAAAUGAUGUGGAGCGUGGAUGUCCAU